UGUGAUGUUAACGGCCUGUUGUAACGUCACCUGAGCUUACUUGUAAACAGUCACUAGCAGAGGAAGACAUUUUGCGUGCUAGUUGCUCCAAAUGCUCCGCGAUGAGGGACAAAAAAAACAACCAUCAAGCAAACAAAAAACCUUAUCAGCCCCCUGAUAAGGUACCACGGCGUUUGAAAAGUGCAAAAGGUUUGCCAGAGACCUCCUUCGUGGCGUCACACAGGCUGCUCGGAGCAUGUGCCCGACUACAGUGCACCUUGCUGGGCCACAGCAGGUGGCUCCCUCCGCUCUUUACUCUGGUUCUGCUGAUAGCAGUGAUGUGGUCGUGGUAGUGUCAUGAUAUUUGAUCAUCAACGGGUACAGUUGGUCAAAUCCAAAUUUGUUUGAGUCCGUCCUUCUUCCAGGUUUGCACAAACUACAGUUCAAUUAAAACUUUACAAAGUAGAUCAAAUCAGGUAUCGGUUUGAAAAAAAGAUAUUGUGCAUCUGUAGUUAAUACUAAAGCACUUUCUUAUGCAUCCACUUACAUGUGUGUGCACGUGUGUGUGCGCCAGCAUGCCACGACUAGUCAGAUAAGUGGGCGUGUCCCUGCACUCAGGUAUGUCCCGUCCAAACCUGCUUACCUUGUUUACUUGCUCAGCCAAGCAGCACAACACACCCUGGUACCUGCAGCCAUGUCCGUCAUUGUGUAUUAUUCCAGCGUGAGCAGUAACCUUGUGAUGAAGAAACAGCAGUCCAGAGUGUUUGAUGUCCUGGAGUCCAAGAACAUCUCCUUUGAGCAAGUGGACAUUGCCCAGGAUGCUGCAGAUAAAGAGUUAAUGAGGAGCAGAGCGAACAACCCCACCGCGCUGCCCCCUCAAAUCUGCAACGGGGACGUCUACUGUGGGGAUUAUGAGGCAUUCGAAAGUGCAGUCGAGGACGGCCAAUUGGAGGCGUUUCUCAAACUCUGACCAGCCUCUGCAUUCCACUUUAUUUCUUCAUUGUCAACUACUUGGUCUGUUUAUUUUGUCGUUGUUGUGUUUGUUCUGUUGCUGUCAGAUGCUCUAAAAUCAACUUAACUUGUUUUAUUUUUCUGUCAGGAUAACAGCUGGAAUCUGAAAAUAAAUACUUGAAAAAGAAAAUAAACAAAAUGAUUAAA
This is a messenger RNA of Dunckerocampus dactyliophorus (ringed pipefish), 1137 nucleotides long. RefSeq lists its product as uncharacterized. NCBI's taxonomy places the organism in Eukaryota, Metazoa, Chordata, Actinopteri, Syngnathiformes, Syngnathidae. The record is from RefSeq and is a predicted model, not a curated record. Gene Ontology annotation, cellular component: cytoplasm. The transcript is spliced from 3 exons. The coding region runs from base 527 to 949 and encodes 140 amino acids.